Messenger RNA from Pungitius pungitius (ninespine stickleback), 1236 nucleotides. RefSeq names its product receptor activity-modifying protein 3-like. Gene Ontology annotation, biological process: protein localization to plasma membrane; receptor internalization; angiogenesis. The record is from RefSeq and is a predicted model, not a curated record. Gene Ontology annotation, molecular function: coreceptor activity. The transcript has 6 exons. The coding region runs from base 99 to 791 and encodes 230 amino acids. Gene Ontology annotation, cellular component: cell surface; membrane; signaling receptor complex. Lineage: Eukaryota; Metazoa; Chordata; Actinopteri; Perciformes; Gasterosteidae.
CAUAAUAAACAGAGACAAAGAGGGCGGGACUUGUUCCUACAACCCUUUUGGGUUCGCAGACCUCCGGCUCCUCGGCUCACCAGACGCCGCUCGCCACCAUGAUCCGGUACCUGCUGGUACCCGUCCUGCUGCUGCUCGCUGACGUGGAAUCACAGACCAACAUGACCGAGGAGGAGUGGAGCCACGUAGAGAGGAACCAAACAUCCUCGGAGUCCACCCCCAAAACCAGUACGAUGACACCAGGCAGCAUGACACCAGGUACCAUGACACCAGGUACCAUGACACCAGGCAGCAUGACACCAAGCAACAUGACAUCCAGCUGGUACAAAAGCGAGACCAGUCUAAUCGAGGGCAAACUGCAAAGCAACCAAACAUCCGGCUUCGUUAGCGAGGAGGACGAGACAUUUCAGAAGCAGGAAAACUCAAUCCGGGGAAGAUGCAAUGAGACUGUUCUGAUAGAACUGAGUCACUUCUACUGUGGCGCAGAUUUUCACACAGAAAUGUCGUUCAUCAGCCCAAUGAAAUGGUGUGAGAUGGAAUAUAUCAUCAGGCCGUACAACACGUUGUCGAACUGCUUGGAGUUACUGUCACAUUUGGCUGGCUGUUUUAGCCCUAAUCCCAUCACCCAGGACUUCUUCCUCUCCAUUCACUCUCACUACUUCCAUAACUGCUCCAAGGAGGAUCUUCAGUUCGAGGACCCCCCUCACGGACUGGUGGUCGCCCUGACCCUCGUCCCAGUGAGCAUCAUCCCCGUACUGGUUUAUCUGGUGGUUUGCAAGAGUGGUGUCUGAGCCGCGAGGCUCCAUUUGUUCAUCAAUCAGGAAGCCUAAUGGAGAUCUGCAUGUCGGGAUGCACAACCUCACUUCAUCAAGGAAUACAGUCCUCAGAGAGAGUGAGGACGAAGACACAAAGCAAACAUCACAAGACGGCUGUGCAAAUAAAUAGGAAUGACUGAUUUUUAAGUGUAAAUAGCCAUCGGUAGACCAACAAAUGUUAAAUAAAAUUGGAGAAAAAUAACAUCAUACUACAGAUCAAGCUUAAUGGAAUGUGUGAACAUUCAAGUAAAUAGAUACAUAGAAUAUACUGAAUUCCCUGUGAGGGGGGGGACACAAUUUGAAAUCAGUUUACUUUUUCAUUUACAAUACUUCUACUCCUUUAAUGCAUUCACGUAUGUGUCUGGUGUUUCCUUCCUCGUCCAUAAGAAUAAACUCAACCCGUAGCUGUGUGUUCGAUCCU